This is a messenger RNA of Striga hermonthica, 459 nucleotides long. The record is from the annotation of a GenBank genome assembly. Lineage: Eukaryota; Viridiplantae; Streptophyta; Magnoliopsida; Lamiales; Orobanchaceae.
AUGUUCUACGGAGCGACAGUUUGGGAUCCAUGGGUAAUUGUUGCUCAAAUCGUGUGCCUUCAGUGUCUGUAUUACCUGACGCUUGGGGUGUUCCUGUCGGUUCUUGUUGGGACUCGGGUUUCGAAGAUGACCCUUGUGUAUUUUUUUGAUUUUGCUACGGUUACGGCCUCUACAGCUACUGGCUGGUGUGUGAUGGCUUCUAUCCUUCUAAGCUCUGUUGCUGGAGCUGGGUUUUUAUUCUAUUUAGUGGAAAGAGCAUAUAAAUGCCUGGACUUCUGUGCAACCCUUUAUAUAGUCCACCUAUUCAUUUGCAUUAUGUAUGGAGGUUGGCCCUCUUCGAUGACUUGGUGGGUUGUGAACAUAACGGGUCUAGCUGUGAUGGCACUAUUAAGUGAACGUCUUUGCAUGAAACGGGAAAGGAGAGAAAUCCCCAUGUCAAGAUAUCGAUCAACUGCUUGA